This is a messenger RNA of Hyaloscypha bicolor E, 1562 nucleotides long. RefSeq lists its product as uncharacterized. Bases 137 to 1399 code for a protein of 420 amino acids. The record is from RefSeq and is a predicted model, not a curated record. NCBI's taxonomy places the organism in Eukaryota, Fungi, Ascomycota, Leotiomycetes, Helotiales, Hyaloscyphaceae. The transcript has a single exon.
UCACCAUGUCCGUUAGAGCUUCGAAAGCUUCGGAAUCAACAUCAAAGUACCCUCAGUUCCCAUAUUGAGGUUGAACGUCGCACUCCCUAUCCCCCACGCGCUACAGGCACGCUCCGCAGAGCUGCCUGGCGUUGCAAUGGUUCUAGACAAUGCAUCCGCCUCGGAUUCCUCAGACUCCUUUGCAGACAGCGUCCCGUCCUCCGACGCCGAUCCAUAUUCGGACUCACAGCCUGGUGGUAGCGUAGACUACCACAUAAACACGAGCAAACUCCCAAAGCCGAUACCCAUCAUUGGAAGGCUACUCGGCUACAACGAUGAAUUCCUACUCAACUUCGUCGGUGCGAGAAUCGUGGUCAUAUCAAAAAUACUCGGGAGACAUCCCUCACAAGAGGAGGCUAAUGCGGUGGCUUAUUAUACCGCAAAGAACAUUGCCAUAUACUCAUACGGGGGGCCUGUUGGUGCUGCAGCAGGAAUGUGGAGAGCUUAUGACACUCGAAGCACAUUUCGAUUUCCUUUCUAUCAACCAAAUCUCGAGACGUUCCAACCGGAUAAGUUUCCCCAAGGACUAGGAUGGGUUAAAGGGUUCAAUGCAAUGACGUGUUGGCACGCGGCGAGGACGUCGUCCUAUGUGGUUUUUGGAUUGAUCUUUUCACGGUUUCUAUUUACCAGCUAUGGUGCGACUACAUCGGCGAUCGGAGAAGUUUCAGACCCGAGAUUGAAGGCAGUGACUGCUGCUAUCCAAGCAGAGGCUCAGAAGAGGAAGGGCUCUCUUCCGGGAAUGCAAGGCACACCUGCACCACAAGAAAGACAGCUUCCCAAUGGUGGACGACCAGCUGAUACUCAUUAUGAUCGAGGGGAAGGCCCUUCACAGGAUGAUGCGAGUCCUACCGGUGGUAUCUUUGGUGAAGAGAAUACAGCAGGAACCCCCGGGACUUUUGGAGGGAGUAAAGGCCGGCCUACACAGGACGGAGGAAGAUGGCCUGGCAGAGUGGCACCACUACCGGCUCAAAAGAAUACCCAGGAAGCUGAAAGUCAGCCUUUCGAUGCUUGGGAUGAUGCAUCUCCUACCGGAGGACAAGGAAUGGCGGAAAGCACAGUUCAAACAUCUCAAGGUUCCGCUUGGGAUAGAGUGAGAAGGGGCGAGAAACCAGCUCCAAGCCCGUCAAAGUCGGGUGGAAAGCCCCAACCAAAGCAAAGUCCAUGGUCGAGACAACAGCAUGAGACUCAAAAGGAGCAAAGAGAAGGUGCGACUACGGGGGACAGUUUUGCCUUCUCCAAGACUGAGGAAGAGCGGACAUAUGCCAAGGAGGAAGCUCAGAAGGAGUUCGAUGCUCGGGUGGAGCGCGAGCGGAGGGGAGGUGAUUUUAGUAAAGGCGGCGGUGACCAGAAGAGAUGGUGAAGUGUAUGAUUAUGCAAGUAUGGAUUUAUGAGUGAGCAUUUGGUUAGGUGUCCGGGGCAAUCAUCAAUGAACUACAAAUGGACAUUUUCCCUCCGAGCUUUUUUCUCUACAUGUGUAAAUUGGGCACGUAAAGAUAUCUUCUAUAAUCCAUGAUAUUUCCCCG